Messenger RNA from Gossypium raimondii (Peruvian cotton), 1770 nucleotides. RefSeq names its product probable WRKY transcription factor 32. Gene Ontology annotation, biological process: regulation of DNA-templated transcription. The record is from RefSeq and is a predicted model, not a curated record. The coding region runs from base 58 to 1566 and encodes 502 amino acids. The transcript has 5 exons. Lineage: Eukaryota; Viridiplantae; Streptophyta; Magnoliopsida; Malvales; Malvaceae. Gene Ontology annotation, molecular function: sequence-specific DNA binding; DNA-binding transcription factor activity.
GGGAAAUAAAAAGAGCACGAAAAUUGUUUGCUUUGUUUCUUUGGGGAAAAAUCGGGCAUGGCUGAGACUGAGAGCCAAGCAAAACGACAUGAGGGAAAGCAAUACGACAAUUCAGAAGGGGAGGAGGAGGAAGAAGAAGAAGAAGAAGAAGUGGACGAGUUAGAGGAUGAAGAGGAAGAGGAAGAGGAAGGAGUGAGUAGAGUUAAUGAGUCGCACGGGGCUGGAACGGCGCCGUCGAGUGAUGCUGAGGUGAGAGCCUCGAAAUUGGAAACCCUAACAAAUGAUGAUCGUUGUGAGAGGUUGCGGGAAAAUCCUACUUCGGAAUUGAAGGAAGGAGCUGAAUCUAAGGAGCAAGUUAAGAUAGCCCACCAGAAAGUUUUGCCUAGUUUGGCUGUCCAGCGUGCAGAAGCUCCAAAACAACAUCUGCUCCAGUCAUCUGUUUCUCCAACUUCUUCAUCACAACCAUCACCAACUUCUAUUACACAAGAUAUUUCAUCUCCUCCCACUCCAACUCUACCAGCACAAAGUCAUUUAGAUCAGAAGGUUAAUGGCGCAUCUCCUCCUGUAGCAAACCAGCAAAACCCUUCUAAUCUUAAAAUGCUAUCCUUUGUUCCCGUUGUGAAGACACCUGUGUCUGAUGGUUACAAUUGGCGGAAAUAUGGUCAGAAGCAAGUGAAGAGUCCUAAAGGUUCUCGAAGCUAUUACAAAUGCACAUUCUCCAAUUGUCAGGUCAAAAAGAUAGAAUGCUCUGAUCAGACGGGCCAUGUAAUUGAGAUUGUUAAUAAAGGCAUACAUAGUCAUGAACCACCACGGAAAAUGAAUUUUACAAGGGAAAACAAUAUUUUAUCAUCUGCUGUGCCUCUUUCAAUUGUCAGAGAACAGCCUAGCAGAAUACCUAAUGAUUCUGAUCCUUCUACAUCUUCUAAAGAAUCUUUACCAGAACCAACUGUACAUACUGAAAGAAAACGACAGUGUUCAAGUGGCUCUGAUGGGCACGGUGAUGUGCAAAUGAAGAAAGAGUUUUUGAGUGAAGCAGAACCAAAUAAAAGGAGGAAGAAAGGUGAUGCAGUUUGUGCUGGUUCUGUUGUAAAAGCUGGGAAAAAACCUAAAUUUGUUGUGCAUGCAGCUGGUGAUGUAGGAAUCUCUGGCGAUGGAUAUAGAUGGCGAAAAUAUGGACAGAAAAUGGUGAAAGGAAAUUCUAAUCCCAGGAACUACUAUAGAUGCACUUCUGCUGGGUGUCCUGUUCGUAAGCAUAUUGAGACAGCUGUAGAUAAUACAAAUGCUGUCGUUAUAACAUAUAAAGGUGUUCAUGACCAUGACAUGCCUGUACCAAAGAAGCGGCAUGGCCCUUCAAGUGCUCCUCUCGUUGCUGCUGCUGCUCCUGCUUCUAUGAACAAUUUACAACUUGCAAUAGCUGAUGGAGAGCAAAAGCAAGUUACAUCAACAAAGUGGUCAGUGGGUACAGAAGGUGAAUUGACCGGUGAGGCUGUAGACCUUGGAGGUGAGAAGGCAAUGGAAUCAGCUAGAACGCUACUGAGUAUCGGAUUUGAAAUCAAGCCAUGCUGAACUUAUUGGGCCUUUUUCUGUUGUCAACAUCAGGCAUGUCUCUAUAUAAACUAUUGAAAUGAUAAUUCAUCAGGUUUGAUUUUCCUACGCUUAGUUUUUCCUUUGUUAUUUCUGGUGAGGCUGUAUAUUUUCUGUUGUAUUCUCUCUCUCAAUCUGUUUGGAACAAGGUUAUAAUAGUGGAAACAAUAUAGAUUUGGUUGGCAA